UGGAAGUUUCUCUUGCCACUAGUGAUCGAUCAACUUUGGAGGAUGUGAUUCUAUUUCGCGAUAGAAUUCAAAUUAAAGAUUUCCUACCUGUUCUUCCUCGUUUGGCCUUUGUGUGUAUCAUCGUGGAGUGUGUGGUUGGAAGUCAAGCUCAAACGGACAACGAUGAUCAAAAUUUGGCAACGCCUGAACCAAGUAUUCUGCCAGAAUACGUGAAUCCAUAUCCAUUAACACACCCUUGUUACCGUUUUGCUGACAUUUCAAGCAAGCAAUUCUUCAGUCCGGCGUUUCCCGAUGCUCCAACCUAUCCGAAUAAUACGAAAUGUUCCGUAGUAUUGACAGCUCCCCAGAACCACGUAAUCGAACUGGACUUUCGGGACGAGUUCGAGAUCGAAAAUUCCCAAGAGUGCAAGAAUGACUACUUGGAGGUGCGUGAUGGCCAGUACGGAUUCAACCAGGUGCUGUUGCACUUUUGUGGCAUCAACAAGUUUCCACCGAAAGUUCGAUCUUCGAACCGGCAUCUCUGGGUUUAUUUCAAAUCCGACGAGAACAUUGAAGGAAAGGGAUUUCGGGCGGUGUUCGAUUUUGUGCCUCGCAUCAAUAAAUCCAGCAAUCCGGAAAUUAAGGAAUGCAAAAAGGAAAUAAGCAAUCAGGAGGAGGGCCGAUUUUCCCGAGACGACGUCCCAGCAAACAUAAUUGAGUUCGACAGGCUGUUCGAUAUGCCUGUCGACUGUAUGUGGGUCAUCACGGUGAGGGUCAACUGGAGGAUACAACUGCAAUUCGAACGAUUCGAACUGGAUAGUCCGAACGACUGCGAAUCCAACUUUGUGGAAGUGUUCUCGAACGAUACAACAAACUCGAAAAAACAGUUUUGUGGCUCGAUUGCCGACACUAUUUUAUCGGACACCAAUCACAACGUGCUGAUUGUGCGAUUUUAUUCGCAGCAUUUCCAGAACAAAACGACUUUUGCUGCCAAUUUCACCGCUUUCAGGCCAUACGAUAAAGAUGAUCCAAAUGGAAAAUGCACAGAAGACGAAUUUGAUUGCGACGACGCCACUUGCAUAUCAGCCAGUCUCAAAUGCAACGGUUUUUACAAUUGUAGGUUUAGAUGGGACGAGGACAACUGUCAUGGCUCCCUAUUGGGCAGCGAAUCAUGGGCACUGACUGACGACCACAUUGUGAUAAUCAUGGUGAUCUUCUCCCUUAUAUUAACCGGAAUGUUUUUCACGUUUAUCUACAACUGCAUUAAGAAGCUAGUCAGGGACCACCAGACAAUAAAGGAAUUUAAGCGCAGCAGGGAACAACUAGAUAAGGAUAAUGAGGAGGACAAAAGAUCGUCCAAAGGCCACAGCGGACCUCACAGGACGCCCUCAAUAGAGUCGACGAGAUUCGGCCCGUCCGAUUCGGCCACUACACCCUGCUACGUCCCCGGGGAAGAUAUUUUACCGAUUUUAAUCAAGAAUUCCCAUUCGGUGCCGUCUAACGGCAGCAUGUACAAUCAGGACAUUUAUACGGUGGACAAUGAGGAGGUCCCGAAGAUGUGCGACAGCGCCUGCCAAACACGCGAAAGCCUCUUUACCACUCAGGAAUACAGUUCGGGAAACAGCACGCCGAACAAUAGUGUGCACACGAACUCUCCGCCGGCGCCAUUCAGCACUUUCGGCUACAACAGGAAGGACAGCAACAAAUUCAAAGCGGAGGCCAAGAUUGAAAUGCAUCACGAUAAGUCUUUGACACCGUCGUCCAAGUAUGAUAAAAGGUACAGCGUGCAAACCACCAAAUCAGCCCCCGAUGUGAUAGUGACGCACUGACACACGCUGAACGCCGCCGAUUGGGAGCCCUACAAGAGACGACAACCCCGACAAUUUUUGCGUUCGGCCCGCAUCGAGGGUUCGUUCGAAAGGACUCACACUUAGACCUCUUAAAUAAAUUACGAUCAGUGAUACUUCCUAGUCAUAUUUCCGAUUAACGUAGUGUGGAGGCGCGGUUUUGCAUGAUCGAAAUCAACCGAUUUUUUCCGGUGUGAAGGACCAAAAGUUCCAAGAUCUGGAAAGGAUUUAUGAAAACUAGCAUCUAUACAAGCGUCUUCAGCUCAAACGGCCUUUGUCAUGCUUAAUUAUAAGACCUACCCCAUAUGAAUACACUUCUGCAUGCUCUAGAGUUGGUGUAAACCUGGAGGUUAUGCGGAUGCGACUUCGAACGCCUCGUAAGCAUAGACAUGUUUUAUAAAUAUUGUCUUCACGCUCUACUGCUGGGAGCUGGCAAGUUGCAAAGUAUUUAACUGGAAAAAUUACUGUUACUUUUCGAGCUUCCAGUAGUAAAGUGCCACUGUUUUUAAAAAAUAAACUAAUUUUCAAUA
This is a messenger RNA of Dendroctonus ponderosae (mountain pine beetle), 2356 nucleotides long. RefSeq lists its product as uncharacterized. NCBI's taxonomy places the organism in Eukaryota, Metazoa, Arthropoda, Insecta, Coleoptera, Curculionidae. The coding region runs from base 717 to 1808 and encodes 363 amino acids. The transcript is spliced from 13 exons. Gene Ontology annotation, molecular function: protein binding. The record is from RefSeq and is a predicted model, not a curated record.